Messenger RNA from Cucumis melo (muskmelon), 2657 nucleotides. Its product is annotated as cyclic nucleotide-gated ion channel 2. The record is from RefSeq and is a predicted model, not a curated record. The transcript is spliced from 8 exons. NCBI's taxonomy places the organism in Eukaryota, Viridiplantae, Streptophyta, Magnoliopsida, Cucurbitales, Cucurbitaceae. Bases 274 to 2340 code for a protein of 688 amino acids.
UACAAUAUCACAAUCAACCAACUCAUAGACCCAAACAUCCAAAAACAUCUUUAAUACAACAGAAUUGGAUUUGGAGUGACAAAAGUAGGGAGCCCCCACCACCACAGUACCGCCCCCCCCCUGCUUCCCUCUUCCCUAAACCUUCCCUCAUCAUUCAUUCCUAAUUCUAAACCUCUCUUCUUCACAAAUCAAUUUCAUUCCCAAUCUCUUCUUCACCACUCUCAUGUCCCUUCUUCUUCUAAAUCCACGCUCUCCCAUGGUGGUUUCCCCAAUAUGCCUUCUUCCAUGUGGAGCGAGCUUUGCCUAAGACCCUCACCGCCUCCUCUCAAUGUCGCCGCCGACGCAACCCCUGUCGUGGAAUGCUACGCAUGUACCCAAGUCGGCGUCCCAGCCUUCCACUCCACCAGCUGCGACCACGCCCACCAACAACCCGAAUGGGAAGCCUCCGCGGGCUCUUCCCUGGUUCCAAUCCAACCCACAAAAUCCUCACCACCGCCCCGACAUUCUUCCGCGGGUUGCUUCGGGACGGUUCUGGACCCAAGAAAGAAACCGGUUCAGAGAUGGAACCGGGUUCUGUUACUGGCCCGGGGAAUGGCUCUUGCGGUUGAUCCACUUUACUUCUAUGCUCUGUCGAUUGGAAGAGGAGGGUGGCCUUGCCUGUACAUGGAUGGAGGGUUGGCCGGCGGGGUGACGGUGGUUCGAACGUGUCUUGAUAUAGUGCACCUGUGGCACGUGUGGCUUCAGUUCAGGCUUGCUUACGUGUCGAAAGAGAGUAUGGUGAUUGGGUGUGGGAAACUGGUGUGGAAUGCACGUGAUAUUGCUUCUCACUAUGUUCGUUCUUUUAAAGGCUUUUGGUUUGAUGCCUUUGUUAUCCUCCCUAUUCCUCAGAUUGUUUAUUGGUUGGUUUUACCAAAACUGAUCAGAGAAGAGAGAAUCAAACUUAUAAUGACAGUAAUCUUAUUAAUGUUUUUGUUCCAAUUCCUCCCAAAAGUUUACCACUCCAUUAUUUUAAUGAGAAGAAUGCAGAAGGUUACUGGAUACAUCUUUGGCACCAUUUGGUGGGGUUUUGGCCUCAAUCUCAUUGCCUAUUUCAUUGCCUCUCAUGUUGCUGGAGGUUGUUGGUAUGUUCUUGCAAUACAGCGAGUUGCUUCUUGUAUCCAACAACAUUGUGAGAGAAACAACUGCAACUUAUCUUUGUCUUGCUCUGAGGAGGUGUGUUAUCGGUUUCUCUCAUCACCUACAACAAUUGGAAGUUUGUGUGGUCGGAAUUCAACUGCUACGUUUAGGAAGCCACUAUGUUUGGAUGUUAAAGGUCCGUUCGCCUAUGGCAUCUACAAGUGGGCUCUCCCUGUCAUUUCUAGUAAUUCAGUUGCUGUCAAAAUCCUUUAUCCUAUCUUUUGGGGAUUAAUGACUCUCAGCACCUUUGGAAAUGAUCUUGAGCCUACGAGUAAUUGGCUGGAAGUGUGCUUCAGUAUUUGCACGGUGCUUAGUGGAUUGUUGCUUUUCACCCUUUUGAUUGGUAAUAUUCAGGUACUUUUGCAUGCUGUCAUGGCAAGGAGGCGAAAAAUGCAGCUGAGAUGUCGAGAUUUGGAGUGGUGGAUGAGGAGACGGCAAUUGCCGUCUCGUUUGAAACAUCGAGUUCGACACUAUGAGCACCAGAGAUGGGCAGCUAUGGGAGGAGAAGAUGAGAUGGAACUAAUCAAUGAUUUGCCUGAAGGUCUUAGAAGAGAUAUCAAACGUCAUCUUUGUGUUGACCUAAUCAGAAAGGUGCCUCUCUUUCAAAACCUGGAGGAGCUGAUUCUAGACAACAUAUGUGAUCGAGUCAAGCCACUUGUAUUCUCCAAAGAUGAAAAGAUUAUCAGAGAAGGAGAUCCUGUUCCAAGAAUGUUAUUCAUAGUGUGUGGACGAGUAAAACGUAGCCAAAGCCUGAGCAAGGGCAUGACAGCGACAAGUUUUAUUGAACCGGGAGGCUUUCUUGGUGAUGAACUGCUAUCGUGGUGUCUUCGUCGCCCAUUUCUGGAGAGACUUCCAGCUUCAUCCGCUACAUUUGUUUGCAUUGAACCAACAGAAGCAUUUGCCCUGAAAGCAGACCAUCUGAAGUACAUAACCGAUCACUUCCGCUACAAAUUCGCGAAUGAGAGACUGAAGAGAACAGCAAGAUUUUACUCUUCCAACUGGAGAACAUGGGCUGCUGUUAACAUACAACUUGCUUGGCGUAGAUACAGAAAACGGAUGAGGCGUCCAGCGAUAGCUGUGGUGGAAAACGGAAGCACUGAACGUCGGCUUUUGCAGUAUGCUGCAAUGUUCAUGUCAUUCAGACCACAUGAUCAUCUUGAAUAGUGAAUUGCUAGCUGCUACUGCCUCCAAUUCUUGAACUCUUUCUUCAAAACCCAUUCAUUCAUAUCAUUUUCCGUAUGAUUCUAUAUCCAUCUCCCAAGAAAGACAUGGAAUUGGAAAUGAAAGUGGAGACUGUUUCUCAUUUGGUUGGAAAAUAUUUCAGUGUCAAGUGUGAGAUGAAGUGUUUAUUUUCCUAUUUGAUGUUAGAUCGUGUUUCUCAAGAAAGAUAUGGAAUUGAAAAUGAAUGUAAUUCCAAGAAUGAAAUGUAUUUGUUUGAGUGUUUUUCAGUUGGAAAUGAAAAGUAUGUAUGUGUGAUGAAA